UCUCUGGCUUCCUACCAGUGUUCAGCAUGGACAAACUUGGGAACAUGUUAGAAUCGUUGACUAAAUUUUUGUUUUCGUCUAUGUAGUGAUCAUGCAUACCACUAGAGACAUGUUUGGCUGCUUCUUUUUUUUUUUUUUGGUAAUAAUUUAAACGUAAAAUAAUGAAGACAUGAAUAGGGAGAAGGUCUAGAAUAUUAAACUAUUAAUUGAGUAUUCUUCAACACUUCAAUUUGUUAUAUAAGCUUGUUCUUUGUGUCCUCAAUACUUGCAGAAAUGGUUGCUCCAGAAUUAGAUUAGUUGUUUGAUGUGUACAUCACACUCAUGAAAUUUUCUGAUAUGCUCAUGUUAGUUAAAAUCGGGAGUAAAAUUCGUAAAAUUGUAGGAUUUUACGAUUUUACUAUCCCAUAACUUGCAAAAAAAUAUCUAAACAGGUAAAUCAUUCAGAAUAGGUACUAAAAUCGGGAAGUCUGGAUUUUUUAAGGAUUGUACUUCUCAAAUAAAAUUGGGCUGAAAUUCGUUUAUUGGGCCUGAUUGAAAUAUUUUUUUUCUCCAAAGCCUAUGAGCCUAAAUUGAUUAAUUGGCAGCGAAUGAAAAGAAAAAAAACAAAACCUUAUUCUGCCAAAAGAGAACGACCAGCAGCAUCGACUCCCUUGAGAGGCGGUGCAAACAGCGAUAUUUGAAGCGAAUUACAAUCAUGGGUGAAUCAUUUACAAUUCAAAUAAGCAGCAAUCUAGUCAAACACCUGGCCGAUGAUUCCGAGAAGGUAACUAGGAAAACAAGGAAGCCGAAGCAAAAGAUUCCUCGAGAACCUAAACAACAGCAACCCCAGAAAGAACAUCCUAAGCAGCAACUCUCCGAUGAAUCGAAUACUUACAAAGCUCCCUCUUCAACUGGAUGGCCUAUUCAGCCACCUCCUCUAUACCUCCCAGUUCCACCUCAGAAAUCGGCAAACGUGGAAUUAGAUUCAAUCUUAUCCGUACUUAACGAGAGCGAGAAAGUUGUGGAGAAGUUGCAGAAGCAAGAGGAGAAUAUGCUGCAAGAGGUAACUCAACGAGCAAAGGAACUUCACGAUAAAGAGUUUAAGCUCCCACAUCGUAAGCUAAUGCCCUGUUUGGAUGAGAAAGAUGCUUGUUUGAAGUGUUACAAGGAGCAUAUCAAGGAUCCAUUGAAAUGCGCCCUAUUCGUCGAGAAUUAUGCAAAUUGUGCACGCAGGUUCAGGCAGCAAGUCAAUGCGUCGGAGGGUAAUUAGCGGAGGCAAAGUUUCGAUGGGUUUUUGCUUUGGUGAAAAAUCUUCGAAGAGUUAUUAUUUUUUUUUUCUUUUUCGAGAUUCUGCAUUGUUGCUGUUUCGUUUUCCUCUGGAGUUAUUUGAGUGUGAAAAAAUUGUCGGUACAUAGGUAGUCCUAUUUAGGAUUACCAAAGUGACAUUAACUAAACUUUGAAUAAAUUCAUAACCUACCAUCCUAUUAACUAGAUUAAUGGAUUUAAAGGCUUUUUUAUUUUUUA
Molecule: messenger RNA, 1503 nt
Organism: Erythranthe guttata (spotted monkey flower)
Lineage: Eukaryota; Viridiplantae; Streptophyta; Magnoliopsida; Lamiales; Phrymaceae
Source: RefSeq, a predicted model, not a curated record